GGAGUUGUCUAUCAAGUCUAUCAGAUAAGGUUGGCUCUCCGAAAGUACCGCCCCGGAACAGGCGGGGUUUGUGAAGAUGGCGGCGCCUGGGAAUCUUGCGGUGCUGGAGUCAGACCUGCAAAGUGCCGUGACACUUUUGAAAAACCUUCAGGAUCAAGUGAUGGCUGUAACUGCACAAGUACAAGCUCUGACAAAAAAAGUUCAAGCUAGAGCCUAUCCUACAGAGAAGGGUCUCAGCCUCUUGGAAGUGAAGGACCAGCUACUGCUCAUGUACCUUAUGGAUUUAACCCAUCUCAUCCUGGACAAAGCCUCAGGAGGGUCUCUUCAGGGACAUGCUGCAGUUCUGAGACUGGUAGAGAUCCGCACGGUUUUGGAAAAGCUUCGUCCCUUGGACCAAAAACUGAAGUAUCAGAUUGACAAGCUAGUCAAGACUGCAGUGACAGGCAGCCUCAGUGAGAAUGACCCUCUCCGUUUUAAGCCUCAUCCCAGCAAUAUGAUGAGCAAGUUGAGCUCUGAGGACGAGGAGGAAGAUGAAGCAGAAGGCCAGUCUGAAGCUUCAGGAAAGAAAUCUGUAAAAGGAACAGUUAAGAAAUACGUUCCACCACGCUUGGUUCCAGUACAUUAUGAUGAAACAGAAGCUGAGAGGGAAAAGAAACGCCUAGAACGGGCCAGAAAACGGGCAUUGAGCAGCUCUGUCAUUCGUGAACUUAAGGAGCAGUACUCAGAUGCUCCAGAGGAAAUCCGUGAUGCUCGGCAUCCUCAUGUCACCCGCCAGAGUCAGGAGGAUCAACACAGGAUUAACUAUGAGGAGAGCAUGAUGGUGCGUUUAAGUGUCAGUAAGCGCGAGAAAGGACGACGAAAACGAGCAAGUGUCAUGAAUUCACAACUUCAUUCCCUCACACACUUUAGUGACAUCAGUGCUUUGACAGGAGGAACACCCCAUCUUGAUGAGGACCAGAAUCCUAUUAAGAAGCGUAAGAAGAUACCUAAGAAAAGUCGAAAGAAAACAGGUUUUCGGAGGCGGCGGUGAUGAUGGGUGUACAUAUUUGUAUAUCUGUUGUUAUCCAGGGAUACUUCUAAUUUCACUGUAUGUAGGUUUUGUUUUUUUUUUUUUCCUUGAAAUUCAUUAAUUGUUUGCUCUGGAUAUGUGGAAAGAUCUUUAUUAAUAAAAUUGAUUUUACUUACGAAAUGAA
Felis catus (domestic cat) is the source of this 1193-nucleotide messenger RNA. RefSeq names its product neuroguidin (gene NGDN). Gene Ontology annotation, cellular component: small-subunit processome; nucleolus. Gene Ontology annotation, biological process: maturation of SSU-rRNA from tricistronic rRNA transcript (SSU-rRNA, 5.8S rRNA, LSU-rRNA). NCBI's taxonomy places the organism in Eukaryota, Metazoa, Chordata, Mammalia, Carnivora, Felidae. The record is from RefSeq and is a predicted model, not a curated record. The transcript has 11 exons. Bases 77 to 1030 code for a protein of 317 amino acids.